AUGGGAGUUCCAUCGACAACGAAUAUUCCCAAGGAGACUGUGUCACAUCUCGAUGCUGCCCCUAUUCCCAAGCCGGGAAUUCUUUUGCAAGUCAGAGCGGGAAGAGUCAAGAAAGGUGCCCUAGGAGGCGAAAUCACCUCUGCUAUCUACAAACAGCGACAUGACGGGCCAAUAUUUUGCAGCGCGACUGGUGUUCUGGGCGACGAACACGCUUCCAGCAGACACGGUGGCACAGAGCGCGCAGUACAUCAGUACAACCCAGAUCAUUACCCAGACUGGCGAGCCGAGAACCCGCCAGAGCCAGAUCUAUACGAUGUCGGAGCCUACGGCGAGAACCUUGUCACGACCAACAUGAAUGAUGACAACGUGUGUAUCGGCGACAUAUACAAACUCGGUGACAAUGUCCUUCUCGAAGUAAGCGAACCACGACAUCCAUGCUUCAAACUCAACUCCCGAUUCAAAUGGCCACGAGCUCUAAAACGGACGAUUCGAACGGGACGAGCAGGCUGGAACAUGCGAGUCUUGAAGACAGGCGAUAUCUGCAAAGGAGAUACAAUCUCUUUGCUAGAGAGACCGUAUCCCAAGUGGUCUGUGUUGAACGUUCAGCGUGUCAUUAGAGCAAGGAAUGUCUCUCUCAAUCUGCUGGCGGAAUGCACACAGCUUCCUAUGACAGAUCUCUUUCUGGACAUUGCAAAAGAGAGAUUAAGGAGUGCUCCAAAAGCAUACACUCUAGUCGACGCUCGCCUCGUCGCUCAGCGUGUCAGGAAGCUCACGUUUGCCUUGAAAGAGCCUUUGACUCUUGUCAAUGCAGCGUUCGACGCUUAUGCCUUUGCACAGAUCAAAUUCGGAGGCGAAGUAAAAUUCGAGCGCUCUUAUUCGAUUGUCGACGGUGAUAUAUACAAGUUCAGCCUGGGCGUUUCGCUUGAUCGACAAUCACGAGGAGGUUCGGCUUAUCUACACAACAAGCUGAAGAUUGGUGAUGAGAUUGAAAUGUCUCCUGGAUCAAACCCUGGUGCGAUAGAAAAUGAUGAAAAAUGCGACGAAAGUCUCACACGGAUUCUGAUCGUCGGAGGGAUCGGAAUAACGGCCUUUUUGCCAUCGAUGCGCGAUUGGGAGAGUAAAAGCCUGCCAUACUAUCUUCAUUAUGCCAUCAGAAGUCUUGAAGAGGCCGCCUUUCUUGAUCAACUGCCCAAAAGCAAGACCACUCUGUACUGCCGAUCAGAGGGUCCACGACUCGACAUUAGAAGUGUCAUACCAAAGCCCAGCCAAGAUGGGGCAUACAACGCACGCAUAUUCUCAUGCGGACCCUCAAGCAUGAUGAAGGAAUGCGAGAAAAUUGCUAAGGAACUUGGAUAUCCAGACCACUUGCUUCAUUUUGAGGAUUUUGGUAACGGUGGAGGUGGUGAUCUCGGAGAGCCCUUCGAGGUGGAAGUCGAUGAGCCGGACUCCAACAGACAUGAGACGGUGACGGUUCCUCCAAACAAGACGCUGCUAGACGUGCUCAACGACGCGGGCUUCGACAUAUUGUACUCUUGUAAGUCUGGUGCCUGUGGUGCUUGUAAGGUGGCGUUGUGCGAGGGAAAGGUUGAUUACAAGAGUACGUCGCUGCUUGAUAAGGAGAAGGGGCGGGCGUUACAGGCUUGUGUCGAUCGUGGUAUCGGGAGGCUCAAGAUAGAGAUAGAUUAG
Molecule: messenger RNA, 1686 nt
Organism: Fusarium fujikuroi IMI 58289
Lineage: Eukaryota; Fungi; Ascomycota; Sordariomycetes; Hypocreales; Nectriaceae
Product: related to phthalate 4,5-dioxygenase oxygenase reductase subunit
Exons: 1
Coding region: 1-1686 (561 amino acids)
Molecular function (GO): pyridoxal phosphate binding; oxidoreductase activity; molybdenum ion binding
Source: RefSeq, a predicted model, not a curated record